AUGGCAGCUCUAAUGUACCAGAUAUUGUCGUCCUCAGCGCUGGUAUCUCUGGGACUCUAUCACAUGGUGGCCACCACCCGCAACUACCUGAAAUCUCCCCAGUCGUAUUCCGCUAAGCCCUAUCAUCCCUUUCCUCUCUCAUCUUCUUCCCCUAAUCAUCGCCUCAGGUACCUCCAGCUGUUCCUCAUCACCGCCUGCCUUAUCGUCGCCGUCAUCCACCAGUCGGCGACCUCCUUGGACGCUGACCCACUCCUCAAGGGCCGCACCCCUGUCCACCGCUUCACCUCCCUCCAGUCCGCCGCUGCUCUCUUCCUCUUUCUGCUCCUCACGCUCGCCAUCCUCCUCUCCGAGUGCGCCCCUUCUCUGCUCCCCCUCUCCACCGAUCUCAUCUUCGGCCUCGCCGCCGCGCUCUUCUACAUCCACUCCUUCAUCUCUCGGGAAGCUGCCUCCGUCCAGACCUCCGAUCUGCAGGCCAAGUGCGAUUCCGUCUCGGGCCGGGUCUCCGCACUGGCCUCCCUGCUCUGCCUUGUCUUGGCCUGCCAGCCCAAGCUCUUUGUUGCUGAUGUGGGUUUGGGCGCUGCCAUGUCCCUGCAGGGCCUCUGGGUCUUGCAGACCGGGCUCUCCCUUUACGCGGAUGCCUUCAUCCCUGAGGGCUGCCACAAGCUACUUGAUGUCGUCAGCGGGGUUGAGGGUUCAACCAAGUGCGACCUGGAUGAGUCCCGCUUCAGGGCAGUUGCUAUUUUGGAUCUCUUGUUCCUGGUGCACGUCAUGUUUGUGUUGCUCAUUAUGCUGGUCGUCCAUGCAGUGGUUGCCAAGUCUGUUGGCAUCCGCAAGUUGGCUUCUUACGAGGCCUUGCCUACCGCUGUGCCCGACAACAACCACAAUCAUAUUCAGAUGAAAGCCUUGAGCGGCACCCAGGCUUAG
This is a messenger RNA of Rosa rugosa (rugosa rose), 924 nucleotides long. RefSeq lists its product as uncharacterized. The transcript has a single exon. NCBI's taxonomy places the organism in Eukaryota, Viridiplantae, Streptophyta, Magnoliopsida, Rosales, Rosaceae. The record is from RefSeq and is a predicted model, not a curated record. The coding region runs from base 1 to 924 and encodes 307 amino acids.